Molecule: messenger RNA, 1974 nt
Organism: Purpureocillium lilacinum
Lineage: Eukaryota; Fungi; Ascomycota; Sordariomycetes; Hypocreales; Ophiocordycipitaceae
Source: RefSeq, a predicted model, not a curated record
AUGAAACGGAAGCUGGACGACAGCGCGAAAGAGCCGAAUAAAAGCAGUCGGUACAGCACGAGGGCGACAACGCAGGCAGCGGCCGCGGUGGUCAAUCGCGGCCCCGUGGCGGAUCAGAGAAAUAACACCAACCACGAGGAAGCGACGACGCUGCCGUCGGCACUGGAGUUGCUCGGUGCGUACCGCACCGUGGUCCAGGAGCUAAGAGAAGCCAUCAAAGGCCAGAACGAGACCGUCCGCGCGCAGCAAGAAGCGAUCCGCGAGUUGAAAGAGGCGGCUGAGGAGCAGCACACUUUGAUUCGUGAUUUGACCCAACAACUACAAAAUAACCAAAAACAGACAGCCGACGACCUGAAGCGCGUUCAUCAGCAACUUGAAGCCAUCACGACGACCACCGUCUCUACCCCGCAGAAGAUCAUUUUCGGCCUCGUCAAGGGUGCCAAGAGCUGCGUUCACCUAAGCUUUGAUCUCUGGACUGCUUCCAACGGGUUCCACUACAUCGGUAUUGUCGGGCACUUCGUUGACGGCGAAGGCAAGAAACAGGAUGUCCUCCUGGGACUACCGCGCCUCAUUGGCCCGCACUCUGGCGAAAAUAUGGCCUCCUACGUCAAGGAGGUCAUUGACAAGUACGAAGUAGGCUCUAAGCUUGGAUAUUUUAUGCUCGAUAAUGCCGAAAGCAACGAUACUUGCCUGGAGGCGCUUGCAAGGUGGUUUCCAAUGGACGUAAGCAGCCGCCGUCUGCGCUGUAUCGGCCACAUUAUUAACCUAGUUGUUCGCGCCGUCAUUUUCGGGUCCAACGUCAGUAAAUUCGAGGCUGCGCUUCGCGAAGCUACAGAUGAGUUCAGUUUUGACAUCUGGGCCAAGAAGGGAUCGAUCGGAAGGCUCCAUAACCUCGCUACCUACAUUCGCCGAACGGACCAGCGGCGACAGGCACUGCGACAACUGCAGGCUGAGAUCGCAGGGGAUGAUGCCAUUUUCACGUUGGAGAUUGUUGUCGAUGGCAAGACGCGCUGGAACUCUAUCUAUAUGAUGAUUGAGCGCGCACUCGAACUACGAGCUGCUAUCGAGCUGUAUCAAUCUCGAUGGCAGAUACCAAAACACGAUCCCGGCCACCGUGACCUCUCAAAGGACUUUCUCACCGCUAUGGAUUGGGUUGAGCUGCAGCGCUUUUACGACUUUCUGAAACCGUUUUACAUCCUAACCAAGACCAUGGAGGGCAAUGCCAGCACGCCAGGAGCGGAGGGCGGCCAUGGCGCCGUGUGGGAAACGCUGAAGACCAUGGACUAUCUGUUUGUCAAGUUUAGGCAGGCUGCAGAUGACACCCGGUUUGAGGAAGCCUCCCAUUUCAAGUCGGGAAUUGACUGCGGAUGGGCAAAGCUCGAAGACUAUUACGUCAAAACAGAUCGUACACCAGUCUAUAGAGCCGCGCUAGCACUUCACCCAUCCUAUGGCUACGACUACUUUGAGCGGCAUUGGAAAGUCGCAAUGGAUAAGCCCCAAUGGUACAACGACAUGCAGUCCGCUGUGGGUACUUUGUUCGACGAAUACGCCCGUCAGGCUGAAGUGGAAACGCAGGCGCAAGCAGGGCUUUUGGAGAUUGAUGGUUGUGAGACCGAUGCUGAAGUCGACGAUUACAGUUCCUUUGGGAAAAGGUCACUACGCUCCUUGAAUACGCAGCGAAAGAAAACCAAGACGGUCAGCGAGCUCGACUUAUUUCAGACGCGAGCCAUUUACCCACAGGAUCUGGACGUUGCAGACCCGAUCCAAUGGUGGAAUCGGCACCAAUUGGAAUAUCCUGUCCUGUAUCGAAUGGCACUCGAUCUGUUCUCCAUUCCAGGCAUGAGCGCCGAAUGCGAGAGAGUGUUCAGCCAGACGAAGAAGAUGAUUACGGACGAGCGUAACCGGCUAGCACCAAAAGUAAUCGAGGCAGAUCAACUGCAAAAGCACUGGCUCAUGAGGGGGUUGGUAGUGUAG